Molecule: messenger RNA, 969 nt
Organism: Penicillium antarcticum
Lineage: Eukaryota; Fungi; Ascomycota; Eurotiomycetes; Eurotiales; Aspergillaceae
Exons: 2
Coding region: 1-969 (322 amino acids)
Source: RefSeq, a predicted model, not a curated record
AUGGUCCUUAUCAAGGAAGCCUCCGGACACAAGCUAAGAAGCAUCAUAAGAAGAAGAGACGAAUAUGCGCAAGCGCAAGAGCCCACAACACAAGCAGAUGAGAUUCCAAUUCGUCUGGGGCCACUCACACCCCCACUGCCAGAAGAUCCAGAACUGCCCGGGCAAAACAGGCGAUGGUCUUUCUCGAAGCCACGCAACCGGCAACCAAUAUCUCUUCAAACUAAAUCUCCUCUAUUCAAAACCCUUCCAGCCGAAGUCAGACUCAUCAUCUGGGGGCACUACCUCUGUAUCCGCAAGCUACAUAUCAUGAGGAUGAAAUGGCGGCAAGGAAGGGAAGCCCGCUCACGAAUCGUAGGGGUUCAGUGCCAUGAGCAGCCCGGAAUAUGUUCGUGUAGUCAUCGCUGCUGGGGACAGUUGGCUCGUCGACCUGCUGGGGGAUGUGUUGGUACAGGCAAGGGUGUUGAAGCAUACGGGUAUGAGGAUGAAGAGUGGAAGUUCGAUGCGAGAGUUGACUUUGUGGCUCUUUUGCGGAGUUGUCGAUUGAUAUAUACUGAGACGAUCGAUAUGAUCUACCGGCAUAAUACCUUCCUAUUCAACCAUGCAGAUACGAUAAUUGAUCUGCCGGGAAUUAUACUACCACAGCGUUUGAGCUUGAUUCGGACUGCUCAGCUUGGAUUCGCUGAUCCUGGUGGGAGGAUGUGGGACAGUUGCUGUUGGGUCCUUGGUAAUAAACUGCCGGCACUGGAGACGUUGACUAUUCAUUUGUUUCCUCAUGUCGUAGGUGAUAUGGAUGAUCUGCUCAUACCACUGCAUCAGGUUAGGCAACCUAGGAAAUUUGAGGUCUGUCUUAUCAAACCGUGGUAUAUGAAGAAGGGCUGGGAGGCAUCAGCGAGCCUUGUCGAUGCUCCUUUUCAAUUUGAACUGAUUGAUAAUGAAAAUCGCCCUACGGGUAGCUUCUUAGUUGAAUAG